UUCGGUAAACACCGUAAAAAGUCUAGGUUUAUGGUGUCAAAUAAGCUGGGUGAUUUAUCUUCAUGUUCGUAAAACAAUCAAAACUGCUUCCCAUAAACUCGCAGUAGAAUCAAGGACCUAGAGAACUUCACCAGUAGAAACAAUUAAACAAAAUGGCAGGUGCUUAUGCUGAUUAUGUCCAGGACUGAAAUAGCUGCUCCAUGUUUCAAGAUGUGGGUAGUGUCUUGGUCACAGAUAGAAUACGGCUAGAGACUUUUGACAGCUCUUGAAGUACUGCGAUACAAAGGAGAUCUGAAAGACAUCUGGUUCUCGUGUAUACAUCAAAUUUAAAAUGAAUUACACUCAUGCAAUGUAUUAAAGAAAUGUAACAUCUUAAAGCAUAAACAUCACGUUCAGGAUGUCACUAAUGAGCACAUCAUAACAUCAUUAUUGUAUUGUAUGUAUAAAAACAACUUAACUCACCAUCGCAUUACUAAGUAGUAACAGUCAUGGAUUGGUUCAAGCCCAUUCUAGACAACACCACAACCCAAGGUUUGAACAUGUAUAGCCAGCUUCGGAGUAACUACGGGCUUCCAUUAACUUCUCUUCUGGCGUUACUGCAAGCCCACAAUUCACCCGAGGGCGCGAGACAGAAACCGGAACUCCCCAUGUUAUCAGAAACAUCCUUAAACCAGAAGGGAAUGACAGGCGUCUCUGUGUCCUCUUUCGGGCAAAAGAAAGCUGAUUUGUCGGGACAUUAUCGAAGAGAAAGAAGAAGAUUGAGAACUGAUUUAAAGGUGACCUUUGAUGACUCGUGCCAGAAAAUAGAAGAAGCAGGUGUAAAGAAACCCAUCCAAGAGAAGAGAACUCUCGAUACAAGCGGGCUUGCUUCCCUUAACGACGAGCAGCCGACUACAAACAACGGAAGCCUCUUUUCCGCUUCGUUAAAUGUACGAAACAUGAUACGUACCGACAACUGGUACCAACAGCACCUGAUGAACAGGAGACUGGGGCCAAGCGAUUCCUUGCAUCACCUCUCGUGGCAAAGAAAAGAAAGCUACAUCUUUCCUGAUUCGUCCUACGAGUCUUCUUCGGACCACAACGAGGGCGAAGGUCAACGGUUGGUGCUGUGCCAGCAAGUGAGAUUGAACGAGAGACGAAUCUCUCCGAAACCAUUUGUAGCAGUCCCCCACCCGGCAUCAACUAGGGUCUUCAAAAACAUCAAAACGGAUUCUGCACGCGGCGUGGAAUCUCCAGAUUCUGAAGCAGGCAACAGACAUUCAGCACCGGGAGGUGGGGCUAUUUCCAAACAUGUCCACGUGCAGGACGAUCUCUAUGGCGUGGCUCAGUCUAGAAUCUCGCGAAGGAAAACUACGGUCCUCACGAGGGCGAGAUCCAAACGAGCUAUUCGAUCCCAGGGUAAGAAGAGAAAGAAAGUAAAAGAGAACGCCCUCGUUGUGACAAAUCCAGAAGAAGACUCGACAUUCUCCGAAGUCUCUCCGUGGAACUCAUUUUCUUGCGCCAGUCCGGUGGAUAAAUCAGACAACGGCUCAACCAUCACGCCCAUUGGCGGAGUCAGUCAAGGGACGAAAAAGGAAGUAAAAAGGCCAAAACUAAAAAGGAAGCCUCUGGUUAUGGUUAAGAAGAAAGCGGUAAAUGACAAAACAAAAAAGUAUAAGAGGAUUGUGGCGGAAACAGUGCAGAUCAUGGACUCCUCCGUCCAGACGUCACUAUCAGCAAACAAAUUUCAAUCCGACAAAAUUGGAGAUGAAAUUUUUGGAAGACUUCCAGACAGUCCAAGUCAGAGGUUGAAGAACAUUGCCUGCUGUAGGGCUCUUCCUGCCCCGCCGCCUGAAUCAACGGAAAAGCUUCCUCAUAUCGCAAGGUCAAAGUGCGAUGAAGAGCCUGUUGCAGGGGAAAUAGCCACGCCCAUGGAUCCGGUAGCACAAUCCCAGUCCAUUAGCGGGACGCCCAAGUCCAAAUUUACUACCUUCAUAGAAGCGGUGAGAAUUGUGGAAAGGGGAAAAGGUCGAAAAAUGAGCAAUAGCCUAAGAUUAGACCCGCCAUGGAUUGGCUCAGAGGAGGAGACGUCCGUCACCGAGACAGUUUUUCAAAGCAAGAGCAGUCGCCUCCCCUGGACUUCAAGGCCAUCAUCUAGGCACUCUUCGCGUCCGUCGUCUGCUAUUAAUUCCGCCAAUAAUGCCAUGAGCUCCACGAAACCUGCCAACUACGAUCCCGUGGAACUUCUCAGAAGGUUCCGAGAGAAUCUGGGCACCACCAGAGGUAAAGGGCUUGGGGCUACUGCCCGCACUGAAACACCUCGCCCCCGUAAGCCCAACGCAAUUCAAUCGAUAAUUCACUCCUUGCAAAAAAAACGAAGACAGUGUACCCUGGUGCCUAUAGUAUCCUGCAUCUCCCACGAUAAUGAACUAGCUUUCUUCAAAAACCCAUCCUGUGUUAAAAAAAAACAAGGAGCCAUCUCCAAACAAAAGAGCUCAGUGGCACGUGAGGCAGGGAAAAUACGCCAGCCGCAAAAGAAAAAAACAAGGAACAUUAAAAUGAAAAAACCUAGAUCUAAUCAAAUCAUCAAAAAGAAAAUUUACUUGUAAGCUAAUCAAAGAUACACUUUAUGAAAUAUUGUCUUCAUCUAAAGAGUGUAAAUAUUAAAAAAGUAACAAUCAUCAUUA
Molecule: messenger RNA, 2666 nt
Organism: Biomphalaria glabrata
Lineage: Eukaryota; Metazoa; Mollusca; Gastropoda; Planorbidae
Exons: 2
Coding region: 489-2588 (699 amino acids)
Source: RefSeq, a predicted model, not a curated record